Messenger RNA from Porites lobata, 9953 nucleotides. The record is from the annotation of a GenBank genome assembly. NCBI's taxonomy places the organism in Eukaryota, Metazoa, Cnidaria, Anthozoa, Scleractinia, Poritidae.
GGAAAACUCUAAUUUGGAGCUCGGCCCUGACCAAUAACGUCAAGUCGUCUUACUAUAGCAACUCCUCUAAUUAAACUGCAUUGUGUGGAGCUCAUUAACAAUUCCUGUAACUCUGGAAACAUAUAGAAGGAGACGACUCUACAGUGUUUGCCUACUUUUUAAUGUAUGCUUCUCGCUCGCUGAUCGUGAAACAGUGCAAUUCUCCGAGCUUGCUCACCGUGAGAUUUCGGGGCUUGAGAACUGGUCUAGCGCGAUUUAAGUCACGUUUUGAGCGCCUACAACCUACAUUACUCCUAAGAGCUCGUUAUGUUAUCAGUAUGUUUCUGCUUCCGAUCGGAUCGUCGAAUAUUCAAAAGACAUAAUGGCUGCCAAAUAUAACUCGCCCUGCUCUAGCGUGUUCCACCAACUAAGGAAAUAAUAAGAGCUCCUCCUCAAUCUUAUAAUGGGAAGCGGUAUUUCAAAAAAACAAAGCGAAACACCGGUGGAAAAGAAGAAGAAAGGAAAGAAGACUUUCCAGUUGAAAUGCCUGACGGAGCACACUGACGGAAUAAAUGCUAUGUGUUUGAGCCCCGAUGGAAACACUCUCAUCACAGUUUCUGAAGACAAAACCGGUCGACUGUGGGACACAAAGACUGAUGAGUGUGUAGGACUGCUUCAGGGACAUGUGAUGUACAUCAAAGACGUUUGUGUCUCGGAAAGGUACAUCUUCACUUGCUCCGCCGACAAGACUGUUCGUAAGUGGAACUUGGAAAGCGGAGUGUUAAUAAAGGUAUUCACGGGGCAUCAGUCGACAGUGAACCAAGUCAUCUGCUCGGGAGAUUUAGUGUUUUCGUGCUCUUACGACAAGACAAUUAAGUGCUGGCAUGCCGAUACGGGUGAGUGCCUUCGAACUUUUCGCGGGCACAGACUAUCUGUGAAUACGCUUCUUCUUGUUUCGGAGUCAUACAGAAGAGCGGAGUUUGCGGCUGUUGAUAUGGAAAACAACGAUGAUAUUCUCGUUUCGGGCUCUGUGGAUGGUACAGCAAAGAGCUGGGGAAUGAACGAAAACGAAUGUAGGACGACUUUUAAAGGACAUCAAGCCGCGGUAACUUGCUUAGCGGUAGAUGGAAAAGGAAAGACUUUAUUUACAGGUUCUGCUGACACAACGAUUCGCUCGUGGGAUCUUGCAACUGGGGCUCCUUUUAAAACUUUCACAGGCCAUCAAGGUGCGAUGAUUCAAAUCCAGGUACGUAUUUUAAGAUUACAAACUGUAACAUUCUUAAUUUCAUAAAAACUCGGUUAUUUCCCAAUGAAACGCUUGUCCUAAAUGAAAUGAGAAUCAAAAAUGAAUAGAAGAAAACUUCUCCGAAAUUAUUUAGCAUCGAAUCGGCGAGAAUCGAAUUGUCACCAUUCUGAAAGGUUCUUUGAAACUUAGACAGCCGUUUUAAGCCCAUAACACGCGAAUUGAUCCCUUAAAUAACACGGGAUGAUAUUACGUUUGCCUUCGAAGGAUAAACGUUUUGUUAUUUUGUAUUCUUAUGCACCAUUGGAGCGGUGUGCUAAUCUGUACUAUUUAUAGCGUUUAAUUUUCCUCAAUAAUUGUUUUUCUUGCCGUGUCGAUUUUCUUUCAUGCUUUAUCUCCUGUCUAGUUCAAAAUCGUAACUUUUCGUUUGAUCUCCCCAGUAGAACAUUUGUAGCUUAUCACUUUGACUUGUUACAUUGAAUUCUCCGUCAAAUUUUGGGUAAUGCCGUUUCUUUUCGUCUCGACCCUAUUCGCCUACUCUCUACAGCUGUCGUUAUGCUGCCUUGUUCGAAAUAUAAUUACAUCAUGAGCUUUUUUUUCUUUCUGUUAGAAAAUUUGGCCUUUAGCACAUACGGCAGGUCUCAACUAGUCCCGAAUCACUUGUUUGCCGAAAUUGUUGUUAUUGUUGUUCCAAAUUUUAAAAUAGCUUUUAGCCAUAGGUUUCAAAUUCUGUUUACUUGACUUCUAAUAGUGGCGACACUAAUAACUUUGUUCUAGUUUUGGUUUUGCGGUAUCUUUUCAUUUUGUUUUAAAGAUAUAAUAUGAGGCAUUUCUUUAUACAUUACCUAAUUAAUUUUGGCUAAAACAGAGUGGUUGCCGCGGAGACAAGAAUAAAACCAGUCACUCAUAAUGGUAUGACGACAGUAGGUACCUGUCUCACUGCAAACUGCGGUUGUUCAAUGUUAUACAUCGGCAUACAAUUUACACCUCAAGAUAUCUUUUGCAUAGAAAGAAAUAAAAAGGGAACGGAAGAUGAAAAAAGAAAAAGAAAAAUGUUUCUAUUUUUGAUACUGCUCCAUUGUGUUUACAAGAUUCCUUAAUUAUCGAUCUUGCCUUGAAACCUCAGCUGUUUACAUGUGUGGGUUUCAAAACUGCAUGUUCGUUUUGAAAUUUCUAAAUCGAACCGGAAAUUUAAAGCUGAAGCCAUCUUUUAGCAAGUAAAUUGAUAGAAUCGCGUAUGCAUCUCUUCUUUACAACAUGAGUUGAUUCUCCAAAAGUUAUAGGAAAUUCUAUUUGACGUCUUUGUAUCCAUACACUUCACCAAACAACAAACUAAACCUAAACUAAAAAAGCAAUUAUUUUUGUCAGUCUCUUCUAUAGACUCUUUUUUUAAACGGGUACUUUGAGCUCUCAGUUAUUGGUUAUUUAGGCCAAAUUGACUGCUAGGAACAAAAUAAUAUUGUAAUUUUUAAUCAAAGAACUCAAAACGAUGUAAAUCCACAGAUUAAUAACGAUAGCUGAUUGGAGUUUCCUUGUUAAUAAAUUGUCCCUGCAAAAGACAGUUGUCUCCAAAGACUUUCACACUUCGUAAUUUACUUAUGACUAACUAAAGCUGCUCUUGUUUGAUGUAUUUCACAUUUCUGUUAUGUAAAUGAGAAGAGAGUCUUAGCUGAGUUAAAUAUUCAACAAUUUAAGGUUUUCAGUUGAAAAGCAAAAACGUAAUUUCCUCCUAUUUAAACAAUGCAGUAAGGGUUUUCAAUUCCAUGCUUCGAGGAUUUGAAGCAUGUUAAUUUAUGGUAUCAUUAUCAGAAAAUAUGUAUUCUUAAUCUAGUUGAUAAAUUCCUUAUUCAAGAAAAUUGAUACCACCUAUCAGUUUGACAUUGUAUUUGGAAAACAUCAGUAGAAAAUAGAUGUUUAUCACCACAGGAAAUUAGGGAACCAUAAACAUUACAGACCACAGAACUUUAAGCUGAUUCAAAUUGAAGUUUGCAAACAAUUCUUUACAACCUAACAAACUGAAAUUUGGAAUUUUACUCAGAAUAAUAGUAGAACCCCUACCAGAAAUAAGUGGCCACCGUAGACAGGUUUAACAAGAGUGAAAGUUUUAGUUGCACUGAGAUUGAGAAAAAGCAUUCAUUGCAUAAGUUAGUCAUUGUGUUAAAACCACGAGUUAAUGUACAACUCUAUCUCUCACACCAGAAAGAAGAAAGUAGGCAUUGCAGAGAGGUUAAAAUAACAAUUUGUUCCUACAUUUGUAUUUAUUUCUUUCUAAACUUCACCAAGAGGCCUGGAUCACUCAUAGAGCAAGUUCCGCUAUGAGGUCCAUACAUACAUAUGAUCAUCACAGUGGUAAUUACAAUUUAAGCAAUUGCAAAUUAACAUGAAAAAAAAUUUCGGGACUUCAACAGGAUUGGAACCCAUAGCUUCUGCAUUAGCGCUGCAGUGCUCUACCAACUGAGCUAUGAAGACCCAUACAUUGGGAGCAGACCAAUUUGUUGAGUUCAUCUUAACCCAUGAACAUCCACGUUGUUGAGCACCCACUUUGCGCUAGUACAAUUAUGAAAAGGGGUAAAAAUUUUUGAUGAGCAGAAUUGAUUACAGUUCUUCUGUAAUUCGAAUUCCCCUAAAACCUUCACUAGCCAAUUGGGCAGGUUUAGAACAGAAUUUAACAGCCCAAUAGCAAAAUCCACUAGCCCUGGGCAAUUAGACAUUACUUUCAUUGCAUGCUGCGAUGUAUAACUGUGUUGUUUUUAACUCACCAGGUAGUCAAUAAGCUCAUGUACUCCUGCAAUGCAGAUCAUACAGCAAAGUGUUGGGUGGUUGAGUUUGGUGACUGCACACGCACAUAUAAAGGACACAAACACACAGUCAUUGUUAUGAGCUUCCAGGAUGGCAUCUGUAAGUAAAUAAAAAAGAGUUUACACAUAAGCAUAACAAUAAUUAUUGGACUGCAACUUAGUAGUGUUUUUUAUCCAGAGCAUGAUGUUUGAAGGGCUUUACAGUGUGACAACAGUGCAUGUUAGCAGAACCCUAUUCUGUGCAACAAAGAGGAGCACUAAAUCUCAAAGUUCAGACAUAUAAAAACAUGGAACUUUUUAUCAAGGUUGAUGUAUACAGCCAAAUCUCCUGUACACAACCAGGGCUCUACUCCACCCUUUUGUCCUUCCCCCCCCCGCCCCCAAAAAAAAAAAAAAUGCGAAAAGCCUUGGGAAGGUGGCCACUUAUGAGAGUCGACAAGCAGCUACUGCCAUCACAUCUGACACAUCUGGCCCCGGUUGUUUAAAAGGUAGAUAAAUCUCUAUCCACUGGAUAGUGCAAUUGGUUUUCCUAAUACUUAAUAUCUGCUGAGCAGUGAUCUAUCUGGUUGACAGCAAUAUACAACAUUUGCACAACCCUGGUCUGGACAUUAUUUGACAGUGACUGCCGUUAUUUGCAACUCUGAAACAGUGUCCAUUGAGAUUUACCAUCACAGGACACUGCACACUUCCAGCGGUUAACCAAGGUAGAAGCAAUACACAAUGUACACCUCCCCCCCACCACCAGCAAAAAAAGAACAGGUUUUGUCACACAAUAAAAUUAUACCCUUAAGGGAGGAGAGAUGGAUGAUUAUUAUUUGAGGGUAAAGACCACUUACUGAUAUUAUGUGUGUAGUGAGCAUUUCAGCAUUGUUUCAAAUUUUACAUUUUCACUCAUGGUGAUGUUUAUCUAGGCCAAAAAGCAUUCUUUCCCUGAUAGAAGUAAUUUCUAGUCAAUGGUUACAAAACUAAUGCAGUUCCAUUUAGACCUAAAGAAGCUCACAUUAGAGUAUUUUAUUUUUUUGUCUAGGUAAUAGGGUACACAAUAACCAAAAUUUAUCAUCUCUCCUUUUUUAUAAUGUCAAAAUGUGCUAACGUUAAUUAUUAAUGUCAGUCAAUCCUUUUAACCCGAUUAGUUUCUGUCUUAGCAUAGUAAAAUGUGUCACAUUAUAUUCAGGAACCACCCCCACAUCAUAUUAGCAAAGAAGUUCUAAUUUGGCCAUAAUGGCUCUUGAGUAAAAACGUCUAAAUUCGAGAUAAACAAAUACGCCAUUAGGCUACCAGGCUUUUAAGUAGAGACCAGUACUUAUUUAAAACUUGACAAACUGCCACACAACGUCAAACAAACAUUAACACUUACUAAUCAAAAUGAAAGACAAUGUCAUCUGCAACACAUAUUGUUCAUGAUUAUCUUCCUUAAUGGAAUCUUGUGAAAUUUGUUUGAUUUAGCUUUUAUUUUAAUGCAAACCUCAUUUACAGCUGUAUCUCUUAACUAAGAGCUACAUUAUGUACAGUCUGUACACAUUGAAAGGGGUUUUAAAAAACAUCUUUUUAAGGUAUAAGAGGUGCCUUAAUGCCAGUAAUUGGAGCAAGCCUACGAAAUCAUUGAUAUCUGAAAUAAACUAUGAAAUAGUUCACAAAAAAAUCCCAAAAGUAAAGCAUUUGCAUUCAACAGAAGCAGAAAAAAUAAAGGCCAUGGUCCAUACCCAAGAUCACAAUUUUUUUUUGAAAAACUGAUAACCACAGGGAUGUAACCUGGCUUGAUACUCUCUGUUGUUGACAGUUUCAUGUACGGCAAGGUAAGUUACAUCAGAGCCAAAUUUAUCCCAACAUAAAGCCUGAUUGCUGUCAUCAUUCUUAAUCAGUCUGUUCUAUGGCCGUAAAAAUGCUUCAGGGGGAAUCAUAAAAUAUCGAAAUAAACAGUAAUCAGGGCAAGGUUUUAAAAAGCCGGUCUGUUACAAUAAUGACUAAUUUAGAAACUUUGAGUAGCAAGUUGAUUUUACCACAGUGGCCUGCUGAAAAAGCCAGCUUCUGGCUACUAAUAACAUCCCCGAGUAAUACACACAAACACAUAUAAGGACUGAACAAAAUAAUAAUCCCUGCAAAUUCUACAUUCUCAUCAAUUUUAUCUUUUAGUGUUUACAGCAAGUGGUGAUAAAUCUAUAAAAGCCUUUGAAUCAAAAUCUGGAACAUGCAAGAGGACAUUUACAGGCCAUGAGGGUGCAAUAAAUUGUAUUCUGGUAAGUUCAGAUUAUCAUUGCCAGGGUUGCAAAUAUUGUUGAAUGAUAAAUGCGUUUUUCAAAGGUAUUUGUUUAAUGAUUAGAGUGUCAAUACCCCCAGUAGGGUUUUUUAUGCUUGUGAGUUUUCACCAGAAGUACUUUGCUGUCCAAAAACUGACCAAAUCCUUGGGUUUAAUAACUGCUAAUAACACUUUAGGAACUGUCCAAAAUAGAGCUUUAGUGUUUAACUCGGGAAUUUAGGCAAGCUUAACCCUUUAAGCCCUAAGAGUGGUCAGCAAAUUUCUCCUAGUAAUAUCAAUGCUUUGUAAAACAGAGUGGUCAUGAGAAUUACAGACAUGAUGACACAAGAAGAAUUUGCUUGAUAUUUUAUCAAUUUCUCCCCACCACCUCUGUAGGAAAUGAAUAGGGGCAACAAAUGAGAAUUUAAAUUUUGAUCUAAGGGUUUACAGCGUUAAACAUGAGACAAUGCUGGCCAGCCAGUGGUCUCCAACACCAAUCGUCUAUAGAGGCCACUCUGGGGGGGGGGAGGUCUCACGUCGCCCGUCUGAAUUUUAAAACGUCUUGUGUCGGUGUUUAUAAAUGCUUGUCGCUUAUUGUUGGCUUUGCCAUCACUGUCGUAAUUUGGCCGAGGGAGGUUGUCAAUUUCAUUUUACGCGCUGUUGCUACUUUUUGGGCCAUGUCGCUUGUUGGAAUUAACCCUGGCAGGGUCUCUACUUAGGGCAGUCUUUGGCACUUUUACCUCUCUAGCAAUUUAAUAGCACUUUUGUUGAGGUCAAUAAUUUCACUCACAUUGCCUUUGCGUGCAACAGCUUUAGCCAUUUUUGCUGUGUUUUCCCAGUACUUAACCCUUGUAACCUGUUAAAUAACGCUACAGAAAUAAUUGCCGUUUAGAACCACUCAUGACCUCCUGAUUUACUAACUGAACUCAUUUUUUAUAUAUAGCCUGUUGGAAGAAAGUUAUACAGUGGUUCUAAUGACGGAUCUUUAAGAGUCUGGGAUGCAUCUAAACUAAGGGAUGAAGAAGAUGACAUUUAUAGCAAUGGCAAACAGAAUGGUGUUAAAAAGAAGUAGAAGAAUCCUUGAUAAAGAAACAUUUUAUAACCUCUGUGCUAUAUUAUGGUAGGAUGUUAAACUAAGAAAACCAUCAAGACUUGAAAUAUUUUAGGAUGUAAGGCUUUGUCCGCACGAAUCCGGAUACCUAACAUUUUGACAAAAAUUUGGCCUUCUGUGCACACGAAAUCGGUGAAUCCAGACACUGAACUGCAUUGUUUUAACCCUUUUUAAGUCCCUAGAUCCAAAUACAAACUCUCCAUACUGAUCUCCAUACAUUUUUUAAUGAAUUGUUGAGAGAAUUUGCUUUAAGAACAGAGCAUUCUCCCUUUGGUAAUCAAUUAAGUAAUUCUCAUAACCUUUACUCUUAAUGAUCUGCUGUUGUUGUUAGGAGAAAAUAGAUGUUGGUCACUCUUGGGACCUAAAGGGUUAAAACUGCUUUCCAGGGUGGUUUUAGGCCCUGUUAACACAAAUCCGGAUGAAUAAUAUGCGACUACAAAAUUGUCCAUAUUCAGGUGGAUACGGCCUAAAUUUCACUGACCUAUAACAUUAGAGAUCAAGGUCCAUAAACAGUUACUACCAGACUAGAAAGUAAUUUACAUGUAUUACAGUUUAUUUACUUCCCAUCUGACUGGUUUUUUUCUUGCAACACAAAAUUAUUUAAGAAGCUAAUUUCUCCUAUUUAAUCAAGGAUACCUGUACAGGUAAUGAGAAUGAAAAUGAUCUGCCAGUGACAGAGGUAUUCAUCGUUAAUCAAAUUCUUCUUAUCAGUACCAGCCACUACCAGGAGAAAUGCAUGAAAACAGCGUGAAAAACAUGUUUGUGGAUAGCAUGGCAUUUUAAGGAUUAAUUGCCUAGUUUCAAAUCAGUUUAACUCAAAAUAAACGGACUUGACCCAGCCCCCCCUCGGUUUAAAACUAAGCAGUGAGAUAUAAAGUGGGAGGGUAUAAGUGUUUAAAUAAAGCCACUGUACUUAAGAGUUUUGUAAAUAUUUUUAUACACAGAUUAUAGUGUUUCAUCAUGCUAUUAUUCAGCAUAUUGUUGUUACUAAAAUACUAGGCAAGAUGAAAGAGAGAUGGCAUAUGGCUUUGUAACCAAUAAUUAUUUCAAAGAAAAGAAGGGAAGCUGUUUAAGAGCAAUAUUUAUUAUUACUAUGUGUAUACUGUAAGCUGUAUCCUUUAUGUUUGUCUUACUAUAAUUUGUUUUCUUCGUUUGUAUAAAUGGAGGGAGCAGGUGGGACAUUUGACUUUUCAAAAACCUUACCGUUUGGGCUGAAGGGCUCUUUUUAGUCUGGUUUUUACCUAGAAUAGAUUUCCGGGGGUCAAUCAAUUGACCUCAUGAACCCCAGCAAAGAGAUUAGUAUGGGUAAGAACAAUACACUCCUGGUCAAAGGCUCAAAACAAACCUCUUUGACUAGCCCCUGCAUAAAAGUACCUUAACUUAACCUUUUGUAAUUAAUAUCUAUGCUUUUUUGGUCCAUACAUUAUCAUUUUACUUACAAGUACAAGUGUGCCAAUUUGUAAAAUCAAACAUGAUAGAUGUUCAGAAUGUUUUUGUUUGGUUCUUGUACAUAGUAGGGUGGUGUACUAAAAACAAUGUAAUUAUUGCUCUAUGUUUAAGGUUUAAUACACAAGAAAAUAUAAAUAGUAAUAUAAUAUUAUUAGGCCUGCGUUCCAUCUUGGAAGUAGAGAAGUGAGAUCAGAAGGUUUGUGGUGUCAAUUAUGCAGUUUGAGAAACAAGUUGCAACUUUUUUAUGGUAUAAUUAUUUAUACAUUUUAUUACAAUAAUGGCAUAGGUCUAGAGCUAGGGUCUAUGGGAGUGUAGACACUGGCAACAAUAUCCCGGGACUAGUGUUGUUUUGCUAUCAGGCUAGUGAGUUUUGUUCUUAAAUUGCCCAACAGGCAAGUGAAAUUCUUUGAGGAAUUCAAAUUACAGAAGGAAUGUGUAAUCAAUCCUGCUCGUCAAAAAGGUUUUGGGGCUACACGAGAUGACUUUUGGGAUAUUAACUGCUGGUUACAGCUUGCCCAAAGGCUAAGCUGUAAAACUGACUUUCUUUGCACCCUGAAAUACACAGUAGUUAUACUCCAAGAAAAAUUUCCAGAGAGCAGGAGUUCAAAAACUUUCAAUGUUAUUGUAAAAAUGGGUACAAAACAACAUAAAGGCUUUACAUGAUGUAAGUUCAACCAUUUGUUAAAUUGAGAUCAUGCCAUGGGUGUGCCUAGAAUACACAAGCAUAUGUGCAACCUCAACAUUGUGCUUACACAGACCUGUUUUACCCUUAGAACUUUACUUCAAAAUAAUCAGAAUUCUGACAAAAAAUAGUUUACUUUAGUUAAGUUUAGUUUAGUUGACCAUCUUGUCACAAGCGAAAAAAAGUAGACAUUAAAAAUGAAACAAAGAUGUUUCCCCAACUGUGUACUCAAAAUGUUUUAUUGGUUUAGAGUUAAUAUAAUUAAGAAUUACAGAAACUUUAUAGUAAUAAUUAGGAAUUAGGAACCAUUCUUGAAAUAAGUAAUAUUAACCUGUGGAAGAUCAAAGUAAUUUGAACAUUCAUAGGGGUCUUAUCAUAAGGUAAUGUGCAAUAGUUAGUUUACUUUACAAGUACAUGUAAUUCUCUCAACUUGAAUGCUAAGAAAUGGUUGUUCC